AUGGCCGAAAUAUUUGUAUAUGACAUUGCUGAAUCAUUGCUAAGGAAGCUUGCAUCUUAUGUUUAUGAAGAAGCUUCUCGAGCCUAUAAUCUGCAUGAGGACGUGCAAGGGAUCAAAGACACUUUGUCGAUUUUGAAAGGUGUGCUCUUGGAUGCUGAGGAGAAGAAGGAGCAGAAACAUGGGUUGUGCGAAUGGCUCAGGCAGAUUCAAAACGUAUGCUUAGAUGCCGAAGAUGUGUUGGAUGGAUUUGAGUGCCAAAGCUUGAGAAAGCAAGUUGUCAUAGCUUCAGGAAGCAACAGGGUGAAGGUAGGACACUUCUUUUCUUCAUCAAAUUCUCUUGUUUUUCGUCUUCGAAUGGCUCGUCAAAUAAAAUAUAUUCGGCAUAGAUUGGAUAAGAUAGCUACUGAUGGGAAUAAGUUUUGUCUUGAGAGGAUUGAUCUUGACCAUAGACUUGUGAAAAGGAGAGAAAUGACUUAUUCCCACGUUGAUGCCUCAGGUGUUUUCGGAAGGGAACAGGAUAAAGAAGAAAUUAUCAAGCUUUUGAUGCAGCCUCACCCUCACGGUGAUGGUUAUGGGGAUAAAAGUGUGUGUGUUAUUCCCAUAGUGGGUAUUGGAGGGUUGGGGAAGACCACACUUGCAAAGUUGGUGUUCAAUGAUAGGAGGAUGGAUGAACUUUUCCAAAUAAAGAUGUGGGUGUGUAUCUCUGAUGACUUUGACAUUAGGCAGUUAAUUGUUAAAAUCAUCAACUCUGCUUCGGCUUCUUCUUCUUCAACUCCUACUAUUUCUAUUCCUCACCAAGAAAGCAUUAAUAACUUAGAUAUUGAGCAUUUACAAAGUCAUCUAAGACAGAAGCUUUCUGCUCAGAAGUAUUUACUAGUGUUAGAUGAUAUGUGGAAUGAUGAUCGCGCAAAAUGGAUAGAGUUGAAAGAUUUGAUAAAGGUUGGUGCAGUGGGAAGCAAAAUUGUAGUGACAACACGAAGUAACUCAAUCGCUUCAAUGAUUGGCACUGUUCCCUCAUAUUCUUUAGAAGGCCUUUCCACGAAGGAUUGUUUAUCUCUGUUUGUCAAAUGGGCAUUUAAUGAAGGGGAAGAAAGAAGACAUCCAAAUCUAGUGAAGAUGGGAGAAGAAAUUGUGAAAAAAUGUAAAGGAGUUCCAUUAGCAGUGCGUACUUUAGGAAGUUCCCUUUUCUUAAACUUUGAUUCAGAAAGGUGGGAAUUCAUAAGAGACCAUGGGAUAUGGAGUUUAAAACAAAAAAAAGAUGAUAUUUUACCAGCUCUUAAGUUGAGCUAUGAUCAAAUGCCAUCAUAUUUGAAGCAGUGUUUUGCUUACUUUUCCCUUUUUCCUAAAGAUUAUGGUUUUGCUGGUGCCCAAAUUUCUAGUCUUUGGGUAGUACAUGGAUUAUUAGGAUCUCCAGCUGGAAGUCAAAAUCCAGAAAAUGUUGCAAGGCAAUAUAUAGGCGAGUUACAUUCAAGAUCAUUUCUUGAGGAUUUUGAGGACUUUGGACACUAUUACUAUUUCAAAGUACACGAUUUGGUACAUGAUCUUGCAUUGUACGUGGCCAAAGAGGACUUUCUAGUGGUCAAGUCCCAUACUCACUAUAUACCUGAGAAUGUGAGACACUUCUCAGUUCUUGAAUAUGAUUCACUCAGCUAUGCUUUGUUCCCCAAGUCCAGAAGUGUGAGAAGUAUACUGUUUCCCAUCCAUGGAAUAGGUGUUGACAGUGAAGCUCUCUUGGAAACAUGGCUAACAAGAUACAGAUACUUAAGAAUUUUAGAUUUAAGUGAUUCCUCUAUUGAGUUAUCUGAUUCAAUUGCUAAAUUGGAGCAUCUGCGAGCUCUCAGUCUUGUGAAUAACCGCAAAAUAAGAAGACUUCCUCGUUCUUUUUGCAAACUCCAAAACUUGCAAAUCUUGUCACUAAGAGGAUGCAUGGAGCUUGAGACAUUGCCUAAGGGAUUAGGGAUGUUAAUCAGCCUUCGAAAAUUGUAUAUAACCACGAAACAAUCUACUCUCUCUGAGGAUGAAUUUGCAAGCUUGACCAAUCUUCAAACUCUGAGUUUUGAAUAUUGUGAGAAAUUGAAGUUUUUGUUCAGACGGGUGCAACUGACUUCACUAGAAGUUUUGACUGUCCAAUCAUGUAGAAGCCUGGAGUCCUUACCUCUUUGUAUUGUCCCUAAGCUGGAGGUUCUGUGUGUAAUACGCUGCCAGAUGCUAAAUCUGUCCCAGAGCUAUACUAACCCAAUGCACAGAUUGAGAAUGAAAUUCCUGCAUCUUGAGCAUUGUCCAAAGCUACAAACAUUGCCUCAGUGGAUUGAAGGAGCCGUUGACACUUUGCAGACAAUGUUAAUCUUAAAUUGUCAUAAUCUUAAGAUGCUUCCAGAGUGGUUGACAACAAUGGCACGUCUUAAGAAGCUGCAUAUUGUUAACUGUUCUCAACUGUUGAAUCUUCCUAGUGACAUGCAUAACCUCACUGAUCUUGAAGAUUUGAGCUUAGAUGGUUGUCCUGAGUUGUGUCAAAAAUGUGAUUCAGAAUCUGGUGAGUACUGGCCCUUCAUCACUCAUGUCAAACGUGUUUCCAUUGGAGAAACAAGAGAAGGACAACUCCUUUCUCAAAUGCAGUCGCAAUUGCGAUUGAGGUUGCAAGAUGAGUAA
Sphenostylis stenocarpa is the source of this 2649-nucleotide messenger RNA. The record is from the annotation of a GenBank genome assembly. Lineage: Eukaryota; Viridiplantae; Streptophyta; Magnoliopsida; Fabales; Fabaceae.